AUGCGCGGCGGAGACCUCAGAUUUCGGCGGACGUUGUUUUGGGCCGUCGGCUGUUGCAAUUCAUGUUGGAAAAGAGGUUGGGGCGAUUUUUUGUUGUCAUCCGAUGCACAGAUGGCAAAAAUUUCGUGCUUUUUAUCCCCGGCGGAGGAGUGGGCGGAGGCUUUAUCAAAGGGUCAAAACAAAACUCCGCCGAUUUGUCCGCCGGACCAAAAAAAUCAAAAAUCUUUGAAAGAUAAUGUUGCUCUGAUGGAUUCUUGUAGCUGAGAUUUUUCCCGGACUCGUAAGACAGCUUUGACCCUUUGAUCAAGCCUCCGCCGGGGAAAGAAAUUAACGACAUUUUUGCCAUCUGUUGCAUCGGAUGACAACAAAAAAUCACCCCAACCUCUUUUCCAUCAUGAAUUGCAACAGCCGAAGGCCCAAAACAACGUCCGCCGAAAUCUGAGGUCUCCGCCGCGCCUCCGCGGAUUGCGUAAAAUCGAAAACGCAAAAAAGCAUGCCGUAAAAUCCACGGAGGUUUAACGUAAACUUGAUUUCAGCCGUUGCAACGGCGUUUCCGCCACGUAAUACGAUGUGAUUUUUCAAAAAGGCCCUAAUUUUCUCCGCCGAGAAAUGGGCCCUCCGCCGACGAAAAAAAAUUUUUUUAGAGAUUCUAAAAACGCACGACGUCAAUUUUUAGAAGCAAAAAGAAAUUCGUUGAUAGCUGCAAAGACAACAAAGAUAUAAUUAUUUGUUCCAAAUUUCUUGAAACACCCUGUAUUAACCAUGGUAAUUUUUUCAAAAUUUGUGGAAGAAAACAUCUCCUCUCGCCUGGUUUUCACAUAAUUAUGCAGAAAAUGCCAUGGUUUGCUGAAGAUUCCCAAAGAAUUUGCAUAAAUCGACCAGCACUGAAAGUAUAAAAGCCGUGGAUCGACCGCUUUUCGGUCACGUUUUCGCUUGUUGCGUGCGAGUCAAGUUGUGCCCUUCCGUUCGAAAGAAGCGUUUGGAUUUGUGGAGCAACCAAGAAUUGUAAGCCUCCCCGAGGGGCAAUUUAGCGGCCAAAUUGUUGAUCGAAAAUUUCGACCGGGCAAAAUUUCAGUCCGUUUUUCUCACAGUGUACAGGGUGGGCCGCUCGAAACUGACAAGUUGUUUCUUUGAAUUUCUCCGCGGAGACUCUGCCGAUUUUUCUAAAAUUUAGAUUUUUCUGGAGCUGAACCCGCCGUUUUCAACCGACUGAAUUUCAAAAAAACAUGCUUUAAAUUAACCUUUCCAUGCCUUUUCAAAGUUUUGAAAAAUUAUUUUCAGGCCGAAACCGCUAAAACUUAAAAAAUUUUUGGAAUGAUUUUCAAUUGACUUUCUCGGACUUGGAAAAUUUUUGGUUUUUUUUUGGGGAAAUCGUGGAGUAAAAAGUUGCUAGUGCUCGCCUUAAACUUGUUUAAAGCAAAUUGAAAGCCACAAGAGGGUUGUUUGUAUUACCAUUAGGGCACGAACGUUCAAAAAAAGAAGAUUUCAAAAAGAUUGUUAAAUUCGACGUCAAUGGUUAUCGAGUCAGGCCUGGGGCAUCUGGAAGCUCAGAGCCCGGCCUGAUUGAAGUUAAACCAUAUUCACGAUACGUAAUUAUAGCUGUUCAUGACUCUCAAAGGCACUGCAAGUUUGUGAUGCGAGAGGAGGUGGGCAUAAUAUAAUAACUCAGAUAGAAACAUUAAUAAUCAGAUUGUUAAAUAAAAUUGGUUUUGGACAAUAUUUGAUAACUAUCUGAGGUAAAACAAAGAAAAUUUCACCCAAGAACUCGGAAAAAUGACCAAGUUUUCAAAAUCAUUCCAAAAAUUUUCCAAGUUAUAGCGGUUUCGGCCUGAAAAUAAUUUUUCAAAACUUUGAGAAGGCAUGGAAAGGUCAAUUCAAAAUAUAUUUUCUUGAAAGUAAGUCGGUUGAAAAUGGCGGGUCUCAGCUCCAGAAAAAUCUAAAUUUUGGAAAAAUCGGCGGAAUCUCCGCGGAGAAAUUCAAAGAAACAACUUGUCAGUUUCGAGUGGCCCACCCUGUACAUCGCAAAAAAUCACUUCAGUGAAUUUGCGAACGAGUUGGUAAUUUCAGUAUAGGAAAGUGCCCUUCAACAUCGUAUUAGCUCUUAUGGAGCUUUUUACCUUGUCUUACAAAUUUUCUGCUUUUUUUUGAAAACCGCAGAUUUUCAAGUAUGCCAAAUUUUUUCUAAUCUAUACAUUUUCCGGCUUCAAGACGAUUGGCAAGACAUUCCUCUUGCUCACCCUCACCUUCUUCGUCGGUACUGCCGAGAUUUUUGGCCGUGACCAGGCCGCCGGAGCCACAGGAAAGCUCUUAUGUAAGGGCAAACCAGCAGUCGGAGUGAGCGUCAAACUCUGGGACGACGACAGUAAGUUUUUUAGGCCAUACCUAGAUUCGUAUUUUAAAAGCAUUUGCAGUAAAAAUCUUACGUUGAGAAAAUCAUACUUCAUAUUUUAGGCCCGGACUUGGACGACAAAAUGGAUGAAACCACAACCGACAGCGAGGGGCGAUUCCAACUGGAAGGACAUGCUAGAGAAUAUACGAAUAUCGACCCCAAAAUCAACAUUGACCACGAUUGUGACGAUCGCUGGGUAAGUAUUUCUUAUGCGAAAAAUAGCAAAAAAAAUCCUAAUUUAUUUUUGCACCACUUCUAGCUAUGCCAACGCAGACUCACGAUCUACAUUCCUGACAGUUACAUCAACGAUGGCGGUCGCGCGGAGCGUUUCUACGACGUCGGAGUAAUCGAAUUGUCUGGCGAAUUCGAAGGAGAAAAGAGAGACUGCAUUCACUAG
Bursaphelenchus xylophilus (pine wood nematode) is the source of this 2786-nucleotide messenger RNA. NCBI's taxonomy places the organism in Eukaryota, Metazoa, Nematoda, Chromadorea, Rhabditida, Aphelenchoididae. The record is from the annotation of a GenBank genome assembly.